AAGAUGAAAACGUUGUACCAGAAGCAGAGGCCGCUACUACCACAACCGUAACCACACCUACUACACCCACGCCUGCUGCCACUCCACAACCAACAACUAAUUGCACCAAUGUUAGCAACGCUAAUGGCUCAGCAACCAACGUUGCCAACAGCAACUUAGCAAGUUCUGUAAAUGGCAAGAAGGAAGGGGGGAGGCAACAGUAAAUCAAAGUCCAAAUCAAAAUCAGGUGCAGCAGGCAGUACAGCCGCCACAACUCCAUCGUCAGCACCCCCGUCGACCCCUUCGCCGCGCUGUCAAACACCGGUAACCAACAACCCCAGUCCUGCAGGAAGCGCUUUUACUACGCCGCCAGUCAACAACGCUAACAAUACUCACAUGAACACCGCUGUGAACAAUGCGGCCGGAGGUAAUCCACCCAAUCAACUCAUGUCGUCCAAUUCCAGUCUAAUGAAUAUGGCGACUAUGAUUGAUACCUUCACAGAUGCGCAGUUGCAAUCCAAUCAGAUCUCAAGCACGGUACUCGAUUCGCCUUAUUCGUACGACUACCAGACUGGUUCCUACAUAGAUUCACGAAACUACUACGGAAACUGGCCCCCGCCGCAUGCAACUCAUGCCACUCACGCCGUCAGUAUGGGUACGCCAUCAGGCCCGGCGACUACACCAAUGGCGCCACCGCAAGACAACGUGCACCAUACUACCACCGCUCCACUUACACCUCACCACGAUACGAGCGCUACUUACGCCAACAACUACAAUAAUCUGCCUACCGCUGGCAGUCAACAAUUGACGCAAGUCCAUGAUGUGCGCGGGGAAGUAAAAAGCCGCGGCAGUGAGGAGAACCCCGACUCCACAACUAUAGUAAAUAAUACUUUAGCUGAAAAAGGCUUCGUCAAACCGAAACCACCGGCAGACUAUCAGUACACUCAGUACCCGAGCAACUACCAAAUGUAUCCGACACCACAUUCGGCCUACUCGGCGUACGAUGCCUAUCAGAACAUGAACUACAACUAUGGGUAUCAUCAAGCGUACUCACCUUACAGCAUGUAUCCACAGCAAACACCGCCACCCACGCCACCUACACCAUCACCAAAUUGGAACAUGUACGGCCAUCAUCAAAGCACCGCAUCUUCGGCUGCUUAUGCCCCGACAGUACUGCCGCCAAACAGUGGUGCCCAUCAACAUUCAUCGCUCGCCACCGCCGCACCACAAAUGCAAACACAAAUGCCGUUGCCCAACGGUAAUCUGAAGCCCGCACUUCCCAUGCUGGUUGUACCACCCACACCAACAACCGACAGCCUACAGAUGCAAGCGCAAGCACAGACUCAACUGCAGGCACAAACGCAGAUACCAGUGGUACCACACCAGACUGUCCUCCCGGAUCUCAGCAUUACCAACACUCCCAACAAUCAAUCCACGCCCACUAACACAGAGCUCACAAACUCAAACCCAACGACUGCUGUCAACGUAACUUCGCCAAAUUCAGCAACCCCAAUAUCGGCCAUUAACAACGAUAGCAGCAACAACAGCACCAGCAAUAGCAACGACAACAGCAGUCCGACGGCAACGACCGCUUCCACUGCCGAAAACGGAACAACCGCGGGAGUAACAACGAACACAAGCACAUCAACAACAGGAACUACGCCGACCGCUGUAGCGACCACUUCCAACCCAAACAAGCUGGAACCGAUUGGGGAGGUAACAGAAAUCAACGACAACUAUGAAGCGUUCGCUGAUCCCCAAAUGGGCGGUGUGGCCAUAGCGCUCAAUCAUGGUAGCGUAUUGAUCGAGUGCGCAAAGCACGAACUUCAUGCGACCACUGCGCUGCGAAAUCCCAACCGGCAUGAGCCAACGCGAAUGACCCUUAUAUUCUAUCAGCAUCGCAAUCUAAAUCGCGCACGGCAUGGUAUCGACGAGUGGGAGGAGAAGAUGCGUGUGAAGAAGAUCAACACUGACCUCGAUAACAAAGCCAAAGAAGAACGCGAAAAGUUGAAGAAGGAGCGUGAAGGUGGUGAAGAGGAUGACGAGGAAGCAGAAAAUGCGCUCUCCAAUGGCGCUGCGCAAGGUUCAAGCAACAGCGGUAAGAAGGAUGGCGCCAACGCAAACAAUGCUAAUAGUAACGGCUCUACAGCACCUCCUGAGACGACAGCGACCACAUCGGUGACAACAGCAACUACGAAGAGCGGCGGCACAGGUGGUGGUUCGGCUAGCAAAAAGAAAAAGGAAUCGGGUAAGAAGAAUGCAAACUCAAAUGCAAAUGUGAACGAAAUUGCUAAUGAGAAUUCUGCUUCUUCCGUUGAGCAGGCAAAAAGCGAGAAACGAGUUGCACUCCACGCGCCAACACUAACAACAACCUCUUGGACGACCCUCUUCCCUAUGCAUCCGUGUGUGGUUACGGGACCCUACCAGGAGGGCAACACUAGUCCGUCAGCAGCUGCAGAAGUAGAGCAGCAGGUAGCACAACAACAACAACAGCAAAUGCAGCAGCAGCAACAGCCGCUUAAGCAGCAAAUGCCAGCUUAAGGGCAUAGCUGGUGCAGUUCUGGUGAUGGAAAGUGCAAGGUCGGGCAUGUUUCUCAGCAGAAGAGAGCCACGCGUUAGGUCAGUUGGAAAUGCUUUAUUGUGUAUGUAUGUAUGUACACAUUUAUGUAUGUAUAUGGUUAGGUACUAUGCUAAACAAGCUGACGCUUCUUUUAUGCCAUUCAGGCAUGCCCAGUACUCAACUAUAUCUUAAACUGGCGUUGUACAUAUUUUUUACUCGUAGAGUGCCAUAUUUUUUAACUUACUGAAAAGACGGAUGUAAACAUUUCAGCCGAGAUUUUCAUAUAACACCAGGAUCAAAGCGCUGGUGCGCUAAAGCCAUUUUGAGAUUGAUAAUUUCACACAAAUACAUUCAUAUAUGCACAUAUAUUAUGCAUUUUUUAUUUGAUGGUAUAAAAUACCAAUGCAAAAGCGAUCAGGAUGAAAUAUUUACUACACAAAUAGGUAUGUCAUUUGUAAUUUUCGAAAGUAGUAAUUUU
Rhagoletis pomonella (apple maggot) is the source of this 3017-nucleotide messenger RNA. RefSeq names its product DNA N6-methyl adenine demethylase-like. Lineage: Eukaryota; Metazoa; Arthropoda; Insecta; Diptera; Tephritidae. Bases 172 to 2520 code for a protein of 782 amino acids. Gene Ontology annotation, cellular component: nucleus. Gene Ontology annotation, biological process: oxidative demethylation; positive regulation of transcription by RNA polymerase II. The transcript has 2 exons. Gene Ontology annotation, molecular function: DNA 5-methylcytosine dioxygenase activity. The record is from RefSeq and is a predicted model, not a curated record.